GAAACGACUUCGCAGACUGUAUAAUAGCACACCAGGCCCAUCUUUGAUUAAUUAAUCACGUUUCCUCCUCCUUCACCUCCUCCUCAUUUCUCCGACUCAGCCGUCAAACCCGAACGUGGAUUGCUGCUGUCUCACCGUUUCGCGAUUUAGUUUUUUCUGAGGGAGUAGAUCUUGAAAGAGGAAAAGAGAUGGAUUACACAGCACGGAGAAAUGGAGGAGGCGUGUUCGAAGGUCUCUACAAGUUGAUUAUGCGCCGUAACUCCAUCUACGUUACCUUCGUCAUCGCCGGCGCUUUUGCCGGUGAGCGGGCUGUGGAUUAUGGAGUUCGUAAACUAUGGGAGCACAACAAUGUUGGGAAACGUUACGAGGACAUUCCAGUUUUGGGGCAAAGGCCAUCAGAAUGAGUUUCUUAGUCUAGCCAUUUUGAAGUUCCAUAUUGAGGAUGCAAGCAUUUACGCUGCAGUAAGCAAUUUUAAUUGUUCCAAUAAAUCUAAUUUGUUCGGAUGCACCAUUGUUGUAUUCAACAAUGGUUUCCUUUGAUUCACUCUGGGAUUUGUUGACUGGGUACAAAUUGUGGAUGACUACAAUGAUUUGACUGGGAACAUGUGUUUUUGAGUCUGCUUGAAUUUCUAGUCAAGUCAUGUUCUGCUUUUUGCUAUAUACAAUGUUUUGUUGUGAA
Populus trichocarpa (black cottonwood) is the source of this 679-nucleotide messenger RNA. Its product is annotated as cytochrome b-c1 complex subunit 9, mitochondrial. The coding region runs from base 189 to 404 and encodes 71 amino acids. The record is from RefSeq and is a predicted model, not a curated record. The transcript is spliced from 4 exons. Gene Ontology annotation, biological process: mitochondrial electron transport, ubiquinol to cytochrome c. NCBI's taxonomy places the organism in Eukaryota, Viridiplantae, Streptophyta, Magnoliopsida, Malpighiales, Salicaceae.